UUAAACAACGCAAUUUUCCAGAAACCUUGACAACGGGUGAAGUCUACUCUGUUCGAAACAGAUUUUAUUUUUGGAAACACAAAACUGUAUUGAAAUCAAAUGUUCCAUCAAUGAGAAAAUUAGCAGAAUAUCGGCCAAAAUCCAUCUUGCGCAAUCUUCUCCCAUUGCCGGUGUUCCGGCCACUGGGCUUCCAUUUGGAGACUGAGAUGGAGUUUGUGAUCAGCACCACAUGGGACAGCCUUCCUGUGGAUCAUGACCCUGUGAAGGUGACGUUUUCUCCCGGGGAUGGAGGGAUGAAGAUGCAGGUGUCUGCUCCCUUCUUCAACAACCCUCCUGGUCCCUCCGGCCCUCCAGGACAGCCCUUCCCUGGCCUCUGGAACUAUGAAGUGGUUGAGGCGUUCUUUCUGGACAGUACUACUGUGAACUAUCUGGAGGUGGAAGUGUGUCCACAUGGACAACACUUGGUGUUACUGCUCUCUGGAAGAGGUCAUGCAUUCAUGCAACAACUGCCUCUGUCGUUCACGGCAACCAUCACAGGAAACAGGUGGGAGGGCGAGGCUCUUCUCCCCUGGUGCUACUUCCCCCCCAACGUGAACAAGAUGAACUCGUACGCCAUCCACGGGUCCGGGGCGGGGCGUACCUACGAGUCCCUCUACCCCGUCCCCCAGGCUGACCUAGUGGAGGGGCAGAAGCCCAACUUCCACCUCUUGGAAUAUUUCCAAGACUUUCGCCUGCAAAGCAUCAUGGGAGGGGACUGGGUCCAGCCCGAGUCGGAUCUCUGGAAGGGAAAGCGAUGAGUCAGGAGAACACACACACUGGAACACACACGCGUGAUGACAGCUAGUGCGACCAAAGUCACGGAGGAGGAACGAUCGAUCUUGAUUAGUUAAUGAUGUCAGACUGGAUGAAAUAUGUUACCAGUUUGUCAGAUGGUUUUAACACCUCACCUCAAACUGCCUUUUACCAACUGCCAGAGGCCUGGUUCAAAACACCCAUGAAGGGGUUUUUAUUUUUCUAUGAAUGAAAGGGAGAAUCAAAGUGUAUUAUAUCUGUGCUUUCUGUUUUAUAGAUUUAUGCCUUUUCUCUGAAAUGAAAGACCAUUGAAUUUGAUCAUUUUCAAUGGUACCUCCAAUUCAUUGUGGGAGUAUCAUUGUUAUUCAAUUAGAUGAAGGCUCAUCAUGACAAGUUUACACUUUUGAUUCAUGGUUUCGUGCAAUGCAUUGAUCAUCACGCACCAAUAUGUCUGUAAUUCAUGAUUGGGACCAAUUCUGCUGUGCUGAAGCUGGAGUAAGGCUGUUUUGCUUCAAUUAUUCCCGAGCAAAUGAAAAUGGAUUGUCUGGCAUCCCAAAUGGCAUCCUAUUCCCUGUUUUAGUGCACUACUUUUCAGAAGUAGUUAACUACAUAGGGAAUAGGGUGCCAUUUGGGUUGCCAGACAUCGAGAUAAUUAGUAGUCAUUAGAUAACGGCCAUAUGUGCCCUUUUUUUGUAAUGAUGUUAAAUGAGCUCUUGGGUCGUCAUUACUUCUGGGAUCCAUAGAGGACUGUUGGCUUAUGGAAUGUUAAUGUACAUAGAUGGGCUGCAGCCUAUUAAAUAAAUACAUGGAGUAAACGCU
Molecule: messenger RNA, 1611 nt
Organism: Oncorhynchus masou masou (cherry salmon)
Lineage: Eukaryota; Metazoa; Chordata; Actinopteri; Salmoniformes; Salmonidae
Gene: cunh4orf33
Product: chromosome unknown C4orf33 homolog
Exons: 6
Coding region: 111-797 (228 amino acids)
Source: RefSeq, a predicted model, not a curated record